UUCUCUCGCCUUCCCCCCUCUUACAGAGGCAAAUAUAUAAGAGAGAACUGUUCAAUGCUCUGCUCAGACCAUGCAAUGGCCAUUACAGGUUCUGAGACUCACUCCACCACCACCGAAGUCCCUCCUGUAAUGGACGUCUUGUCCGUAAAAUGUGACUCGUGCGGAUUUACAGAGGAGUGCACCCCUGCAUACAUUCUUCGUGUCCGGGAAAGGUACCAAGGCCGGUGGAUAUGCGGGCUCUGUGUCGAGGCUGUGAAAGACGAGGUUCUAAGAUCGAACAUGCUUAUCUCCACCGAAGAAGCACUCGACCGACACAUCACUUUCUGCAUUCGAUUCAGAUCAUCGUGCUCUCUGAAACAAGCAGAGCACCCUAUCUCCGCCAUGGGCAGGCGUCUCAGGCGAAGCUUGGACUCCCCGAGACUGCUUCGGGUCAAUUCAACCGCAGAUUUGAAUGCGGCCGAUGGGGUUCGGGUCUGUUCCGGUCAGAAAGUUGUGUCUCUUCUCUGUACCGUUAAUGGGUUAUGUUAAAGCCUUCUCUGUACCGUUAAUGGGUUAUUGAAAUUUUAGAGGUCAAAGCGUAGAUAAAGUAGGGAACUCUGUUUCUCUCUGUCCAAAGGAUCUAAUAGCCAUGUUGAAGUGAUAAGAUACUUAGGAAAGGAAAUGGGUGUUGAUUUCUCUCAAGAUGUCUUAGUUUGCUGGACCUAUCAUUUUGUAUAUAAUAUAUCUCGAACACUUCGAAAUCUCCCUUUUUUUUUGUUGUCUUUUUACUCUUGCCUUUUUCUUCUUCUCUCAUAAAAUGUUGUAAAGGAUAGGGAUCCU
Messenger RNA from Carya illinoinensis, 819 nucleotides. RefSeq lists its product as uncharacterized. The coding region runs from base 55 to 528 and encodes 157 amino acids. The transcript has a single exon. The record is from RefSeq and is a predicted model, not a curated record. Lineage: Eukaryota; Viridiplantae; Streptophyta; Magnoliopsida; Fagales; Juglandaceae.